Bombus impatiens (common eastern bumble bee) is the source of this 863-nucleotide messenger RNA. RefSeq lists its product as uncharacterized. The record is from RefSeq and is a predicted model, not a curated record. Gene Ontology annotation, molecular function: odorant binding. NCBI's taxonomy places the organism in Eukaryota, Metazoa, Arthropoda, Insecta, Hymenoptera, Apidae. The transcript has 4 exons. The coding region runs from base 400 to 801 and encodes 133 amino acids.
UAUCCCCAUCUUUGUGUCUUUCUUUCCCUAUUUUCAUUUUUCUCUUCGUCUUGGAUAAAAUCAUGUAGCUUUCUCCUCUUUUAUCUGCAUCCCGUUGAAGUAAAUAAAAUUAUAUCAUUGUUUAAAACCACUUCGUUUUUUCUCUUGUCGUUCUUUAUUGCCUUGAACGUCGUUGCUUCAUUUUCGCUGACUAACUCACUUUUGAUACGUAUGCAUAAAACAAUUUUGGUUAAAAUCCGAUACGUUUGUCAACUGGGGCACCGUUCUCACGGUCGACGAUAAAUAUAAGCAGAGAUGCUUUGCAGUCGCGCAGUUUGCAUACCUUUUCGCAGAAACAGCUUCUGAAUUUCUCGUUGACAUCGUGACAGUGAUUUUAAAAGAUUGUAAUCGUUUGGAAAGAUGGGAAAGAGACGAUAUCUCGCGAUUCUUGUCUACGUUCUUUCCGUAAACAUACUCGUGCGAGCAAGCAAUCUAAUACAAUUCACAAAAAUGUUAAACAUUAAUAUAAAGGAUAUACGGCAAUGUUUGCAGCAGAGCAAUCUAACUGACACGGAUUUGAUAAAGUUGGACGCCAUUUUCCAAGAGGAAAAUAUAUCACGCGAAAACUUCGAAAACGUCAUGUUGGACUUCGGUUGUUUCAUUACAUGCGUUCUGGACAAAGCUCACAUGGUGGAAGACAAGAACAUUCGGUUUGAAUAUUUAUUAAAAACGGCGGAACGCAACAAUUUCCCCAUAGCCACGAAUCAAACAUUGAACGAAUGUUGCAAAAAGGGUAAGUUUGAAUUUUUUGUCAAAGUAUAAAACUCAAUCUAUAGCGCCAGUUAUUAGAAAAUCUAAUAUAGCAACCGAUGAAAUUGUGAACU